Messenger RNA from Magallana angulata, 654 nucleotides. Its product is annotated as complement C1q tumor necrosis factor-related protein 3-like. The record is from RefSeq and is a predicted model, not a curated record. The coding region runs from base 1 to 567 and encodes 188 amino acids. Lineage: Eukaryota; Metazoa; Mollusca; Bivalvia; Ostreida; Ostreidae. Gene Ontology annotation, molecular function: protein binding. The transcript has 3 exons.
AUGACAACAGUUGGUUUUUCUAAUAAAAAUAUGAUAAGAAUCUGCUAUUUGAUGAUGAGCUUCGCUCUUCUUGUGGCGGGAAGUGCACAUGAAACUCCACAACAAGUGGUGACUAGAUACAAGAACUACAAGGCUAUAUGUGAUGGAAUGGGUUUUCAAAAUGUGCGCUGCAAAGAUCCGAUUGCUUUUCAAUCUUCACUUACCAAGACAUUGCAAAACUUGAAGAACCAAGAGACUGUGAUCUUUGAUAAAAUUUCAUUAAAUGAAGGAAAGGCUUACGACAAUAUCUCCGGAAUAUUUACAGCACCUUUGGACGGAAUCUAUUCCUUUACAUGGACAAUAUCGACAACAGCAGGAAAGUAUUUCGUAACUGAAAUUGUUCUGAAUGGCCAAAAUGUUACAUAUAACCAUGCCGAUGGAAGGGGUCAUGAUGGACAUCCUAUGACAACCUCACAUGCUAACAUCAAAAUGAAGAAAGGCGAUAAAGUGUGGAUCAGAACCCGACAAAAUUAUGGGCAGUAUGCCCACGGUGCAAACUGGUGUUACUUUUCAGGAACAAAAUUGUAGCAUAUCUAUAGCACAAUAUAAAUAAAGUAUUUUAAGUUAUCAAAUGUUUUGUAUUUUAAAAAAAAGCACGACGGUGUUGAAAUUCAA